This is a messenger RNA of Arachis duranensis, 948 nucleotides long. RefSeq names its product annexin D5-like. The coding region runs from base 1 to 948 and encodes 315 amino acids. Lineage: Eukaryota; Viridiplantae; Streptophyta; Magnoliopsida; Fabales; Fabaceae. The record is from RefSeq and is a predicted model, not a curated record. Gene Ontology annotation, molecular function: calcium ion binding; calcium-dependent phospholipid binding. Gene Ontology annotation, cellular component: cytoplasm. The transcript is spliced from 6 exons.
AUGUCAACUUUGACAACACCUCCAAAUGGAUGCUCGCCUCGUGAUGAUGCUGCCCAAUUGCAUAAGGCUUUAAAAGGGCUUCGUUCCGAUACAGCAAAAAUUGUGAAUAUCCUUGCACAUAGGGAUUCAGAACAACGUGACCUUAUUCAACAAGCAUAUGAAACUAGCUUUUCUGAACCACUUUACAAACGUAUAUCUACAGAUCUUCACGGACAUCGAGCAUUGAAACUUUGGUUGCAUGAUGCUCUAACUAGGGAUGCAAUCAUAAUAAGAAAAGCAUUAACAAGUUCACCAGUUGUUGAUUAUCAAGCUGUAAAUGAAAUCAUAUGUUCUCGAACCCCAUCACAAAUACGAAGAUUCAAAGAUGCUUAUUUAUCAACUUAUCAUUCUAAUCUUGAUGAAGAUCUUGACAAACAACUAAGUGGAGAUCACAAAAAGUUGUUGGUGGCUUAUAUAACUAUACAACGUUAUGAAGGCCCUGAAUUGGAUGAAGCAUUAGUACAACAAGAUGCUCAACAACUAUACAAAUCUGCAGACAAGAAAAUAGGAACUGAUGAGAAGACACUCAUUAGAAUCUUCAGUGAAAGGAGCAGCACUCAUUUGGCGGCUGUUAGCUCUGCUUACAAAGCUUCUUUUGGAACACCACUUGAAAAGGCACUAAAACAGCAAGCAUCUGGCCUCUUUUUACGCUGCCUCUUGAUCAUACUACGAUGUGCUAUUAACCCUUCCAUGUACUUUGCCAAGAUUUUACGCAAGGCAAUAAAGGGAAUGGGAACCGGUGACACAAGGCUAAUAAGGGUAAUUGUGACGAGAACAGAGAUUGACAUGCAAUACAUAAAAGAAGCAUAUCUCACUAAAUAUGGAAAACCGUUAUCUGUUGCUGUUCGUUCAGAUACCUCAGGGCAUUAUAGGGAUUUUCUCCUACAACUUUUAGGUUCUGAUUAUUAG